UACAAAUUCAAAUUUUAUUUAUUUUUGUCUUAAAUGGGCUGAAUCGAGAGUUCAAGUGUGAAAAAGAGGAGAAAACUCAAAUCAGAAGCGCAGAUCAAGAAGAUAGAGACUGCCCUUCUGGUAAAGAUAUUGAAAUUUGACCUCAAUAUGAAGAUGAACCCUCAUCUUACUAUUGAAGCAAGAUUUACAAGAGAGAACACUAAUGAUAUGGGAGAGUAUCUGAUGCCUCAAACGGCUCAUAUAAUUAUCAUGGAAUUCAAGAAGUUUAUGUAUCUCCAGACAACUGUUAUCCAGAAGCAGCUGAGAGAAGGCAAACUUGAUCUGACUAAGAACUUUAAGAAGAACAAUAUGUGGCAUUUUUCAAAUCAACUUACCGCUCCUCCUUACAUUGAUAGGGUCUGGAGACUGAUGAUCUUGUACAAUAAGAACUAUGAAGAGUUUUGUCAGAAGAUUUGCGGAGGGUUCAUUGAAAGAGAAGAUCCUAGAGAGAACUAUGACAUUAGUUAUGUAAAUUAUGUAGCUGCGUUAGCUAACCUAGGUCAGAGAAAAGAUAUUAUUAAGCCUUUUCAUAAUUUAUGGCCAAACUACAACAAUGUCAGUGAAUACAUGACUGAUUAUGAAUUUAAUUGAUAUAUCUCUGGACAGGGUAUCCCUCAGAUGGUUGCAUACAUGAAUAAUCACUGAGUCGAAGCUGCAAACACCACCAUUCAGAUCGAAACAUGUAAGAAGCUUGCAGACCAAUGCAGAAAGCAGUUCACUGUUGCAGGACAGCCUAUAGAUACAAAGGUGAACGUUGUCCAAGGAAAUUAUGUUAAGCAUAAAUUCUUCAAAGCAAGAGCUCAAAAUCCUCAGCAGAUACUUCAAAAAGCUCUGACACUUAUCUUCCCACCAAGAUUUAUGAACAAUCUUAUGGCUGAGCAGCUGAUCGAUAUAAAUACAGCUAACAAAUGGAUCUUAGAAUACCGCAAGUAUUUAGUGCUUGCAUAUCUCACUGAUAAUAUGAUUAGUCCUAGCGAGCAAGUUGACCAAGUUUGGCAUCUGCACAUGACUUAUACACAACACUACAGGGCCACCAUGGAAACACUGGUCGAGAGAGAAUUCAAGCAUGCUCCUUCAUCUGGAGGGAGUGCUGAAGGAAAGAAAUUUGAGAACAUCUACCAAGACACUCUCGAUUUUUAUAAGGAUAUAUUUUUAGUUGAUGCCCCUCAAGAUGUAUGGGAAACAGCUCAGCAAAGAUUUGAGAUGAAAAACUUUGAGUAUAGGAACAUUAACCUAUACCGUCUUGCAGUUUUGUAUUCAAUGAAGGUUGCAAAUCCCAAUUUCUUGCAAAGGUCAGCUCCACAAGUACCUACAGCUCCAAGCGCACAAGUCGUUCCAGCUAAUGUAAAGGGAUUACCUAGUAGCCAGAAAAAGAUGAUUUUAAGAAGGAAUAAGAGGAACAAGUAUAAAAAUGAGAACAGAAACUAUGGAUGGAGAAAUAAUUAUCAUGGGGAUACCUAUUAUGUGUACCACCAUCACUCAUUUUCUUCAUAUAGCGGAGAUAGCCAUCAUCACCAUCAUCAUCACUACGAUAACAGGCGUUGUCGUAACGAUGAUUAUGAUUACUACGGCCCUGACUACAUGGUCGGAGGAGGAUUGCUGAUCAUUGCCAACCCAUGUGACCACACAUACAUCAAUAAUCCUCACUUCGGUGACUGACUCCAUGACGGAUUCUACGACGACAUGGACCCAGGCUGCAUGGAUGACUACAACAUCGACGACAUCGCAGAUCUUGCAGAAGCUGAUGUGGAUAUUAUGGGUGAUCCUGAAAUCGCAGAAAUGGGAGAGGAACUCGGCAUUGAAAACAUAAAUGAAGAUCUUGACAUCAAUGAUGAUAUUGCAGACCUAGGAAACGAAGACAACUUUGACUUCAAUGAUGAUGCCUUCGCUAACGACGAUGGAUUCGGAGCUGAAGACCUCGGGGAUGCAGGUGAUGGAGAUGCUGGAGGAUGAGCUGGCGGCGACGGUGGAGGCUGUGCCGGCGGUGAUGGCGGAGGUGAUGGAGGCGGCUGAGCCGGAGGAGACGGCGGAGGCUGUGCUGGAGGAGAUGGCGGAGGCUGUGCUGGAGGAGAUGGCGGUGGCUGCGCCGGAGGAGACGGCGGCGGUGGUGGCUGCGGCGGAGGAGACGGCGGCGGCUGUGGUGGUGGCUGUGGCGGAGGCUGUGGCGGAGGCUGCGGUGGAGACUAA
Molecule: messenger RNA, 2226 nt
Organism: Moneuplotes crassus
Lineage: Eukaryota; Ciliophora; Spirotrichea; Euplotida; Euplotidae
Source: the annotation of a GenBank genome assembly